Messenger RNA from Nelumbo nucifera (sacred lotus), 2757 nucleotides. RefSeq names its product ENHANCED DISEASE RESISTANCE protein (DUF1336). Gene Ontology annotation, molecular function: lipid binding. The record is from RefSeq and is a predicted model, not a curated record. NCBI's taxonomy places the organism in Eukaryota, Viridiplantae, Streptophyta, Magnoliopsida, Proteales, Nelumbonaceae.
GUACCCAGAUGAUUCUCGUAGAAAAAUGCCUUCAGUAGGAACUUUGAAGAACCAACUAUAAAAGCAAAAAAGCAAAAGAAGAAAAGCUCUAAAAGCGAAAGAAAGAUAGCUUUUAUAUAUUUUAGAUCUGGCUUUCCUGCCAGGCUUCCGUGAUUCUUCCCUCCAGUUGGAAGAAUCAACUACCCUUAAAAACCGAUUUCGUUGGUCGGUAGAUCCAAAUAUUUAUUCUCUAUUACCUCUCAGUCCUCGGCCUCCACUUCUUACGGUCUUACCCAAGCUAUUGGGGCAAAAUAACUACGUUAGAUUCUCUCACUUUCUAUCUCCACUAGUGUUUGUUCGUGGAUGUCGUCGUCGUCUAAAAUGGCGAGUAGAGAAGGAUCGGAGAUAGAAGGAUCAGAGAGCGGUUCGGAAGAGAGAGGGAUGUUUGAGUACUUUGGUUGGGUUUAUCACCUGGGAGUUAACUCCAUCGGUCACGAGUAUUGCCAUCUCCGCUUUCUGUUUUUAAGAGGCAGAUACGUUGAGAUGUACAAGCGUGAUCCUCACGAGAAUCCUGGCAUUAAGCCUAUCAGGAAGGGUGUGGUUGGGCACACUCUUAUGGUAGAGGAGCUAGGGCGUAAGAAGGUCAAUCAUGGGGAUGUAUAUGUGCUACGAUUUUACAAUCGGCUGGACGAGACAAAAAAAGGAGAAAUUGCUUGUGCUACAGCUGGAGAAGCUCGGAAGUGGAUAGAAGCAUUUGAUCAGGCCAAGCAGAAAGCUGAGUAUGGGCUAGUGAGUGGAAGUGACACCAGAAGUAAACUAAACAUGGAAAACGAGCUCAACCUUGAAGGACAUCGGCCUCGAAUUAGGCGGUAUGCACAUGGAUUGAAAAAACUUAUAAGAAUUGGAAAAGGCCCAGAAAUACUUCUCCGCCGGUCAUCAGGUUUGGGGGACAGUUUCAGGUCAGACAGAUAUUUUGGAGGGAAUGUGGAUGAUGCAAUUGAACCACAUGAAUGGAAAUGUGUUCGCACAAUUAAUGGUAUAAGAAUAUUUGAGGAUGUGACCAACUUUAAGAGUGGUAAAGAUGUCCUCUUAAAGUCUGUUGGUGUUGUUGAUGCGGAUGCGGAUACAGUCUUUGAAGUGGUUUUGAGCCUUGACCGACAUAAGAGAUAUGAGUGGGAUAUUUUGACAGGUGACUUAGAGCUUGUAGAUUCUGUAAAUGGGCACUAUGAUGUUGUGUAUGGGAUAUAUGACCCAAAUUACCUAAAUCAGUGGAAAUCCAAAAAGGAUUUUGUUUUCAGCAGGCAAUGGUUUCGUGGACAGGAUGGGGCAUAUACUAUCUUACAAUCUCCAGCCAUUCAUAAGAAGAGGCCUCCAAGACCUGGUUAUCAACGGAUCAAAAUUAUCCCUUCAACUUGGGAGAUUAGAAGUCUAAAUCCAACCCCAGCUUCAAAUACCACAAGAUGUCUUGUAACACAAAUGUUGGAGAUACACUCACAUGGAUGGUUUAGGUGGAAGAAAAAUCACAACUCAAAUUUUGAAAAGACUGUUCCUUAUGCAUUAUUAUGCCAAGUAGCAGGUUUACGGGAAUUCUUCGGAGCAAAUCCUGCACUGACAUUUGAUUCUCCAACCACUGUUGUCCAUUCAAAAUUAUCGAAUUCCUCUGGUGUCAGUAGUGAAUUUGAGGAAGGAGAAGUAAAUGAUGAAUUCUAUGAUGCAAUUGCGGCUGAUUCUUCAUCUUCUGAAGAUGAAGAUAGUGACAACGAGCUAGAUCUUAUCAAGAUGGAUGGAAAAGUGAAGCUUAAGAAUGUUUCAUGGGCCAUUGCAAGUCUGGCUUUGAGGCAUAAUUCAGUUUCAGUUGGGUCCAGUGUAUUAGAUGAUCACACCUCUCCUAUCAAUAUUGAUGCAAGUCAGUUUCAUGGUUCCAUGUGCCAAGGAAAAGAUGAAACUGAUACAAACUGCUGGACUUCCCCUGGGGGACAAGGAUUUAUGAUAAGAGGAAAGAUGUACUUACAGGAUAACUCUAAGGUAAUGGGAGGAGAUCCCCUUUUGAAGCUCUUAGCAGUUGAUUGGUUGAAGGCUGAUAGUAACAUUGAUAGGGUCGCUCUGUAUCCUAAAUGUCUUGUUCAGUCAGAAGCUGGAAAGAAACUUCCAUUCAUUCUGGUCAUUAAUUUACAGAUCCCAGCAAAACCAAACUACAGCAUGGUUCUCUAUUAUGCUGCUGACAGGUCAGUAAAGAAAGAUUCUUUACUGGGUAGAUUUAUAGAUGGAUCUGACAUGUUCCGGAAUGCAAGAUUCAAACUAAUUCCAAGUAUUGUAGAGGGAUAUUGGAUGGUGAAGCGUGCAGUUGGGACAAAAGCCUGCCUUUUGGGAAAAGCAGUGACAUGUAGAUACCUUAGACAAGAUAAUUUUUUGGAGAUUGAUGUGGAUGUUGGUUCAUCAUCUGUUGCAAGAAGUAUCAUUGGUCUGGUGCUUGGAUAUGUCACAAGCAUAGUUGUUGAUCUUGCAAUUUUGGUUGAGGCCAAAGAAGAGUCAGAACUUCCUGAAUUCAUCCUUGGAACAGUUCGCUUAAACCGAGUGAGGCUUGACUCUGCAGUACCUUUUGAGGCUUGAGAUUCUCCUGGCUGAUAUUCACCUUUUAUGGUUUUAGGUUCUCAGUGCUUCCAGCAAUUUUUGCCAAAUGUCUCAUAUGAUCACUUCAUUUGCUCAAUGAAAAUUAACAAAUAUUUGAUAAUUAGCAUCCUGUCCUUUCAUCUCAAUUCUAAUCAAGCAGUUUCUUUA